UACUUCCGGGUUGGUGGAUGUAAACAGAAGGACGUUCCGCCUCUGGAGACAGCAGUAGAAACCAUGACCAAACUGGAGCUGUUGAACGUGUUUCUCAACGACAGACUGACAGCGGCCGCUGAGGAGAUCUUCCGCGCCGUUAAGAACACGGUGGUGGAGUACCAGAGUGAGAUCCUGCGGUCUAAAGAGGAGAACGAGCGGCUGAAGCGGCUCCUGAACGCAGCCGUCCAGCGUCUCCUGCUGCAGCCAGAACCUCACUCUGUGCCGCCCCUAGAAGAUGGACACUCCUGUGAAUCUGAUUGGCUGCCACAAAUUAAAGAGGAACCGAGACUCAAAAACAUUCAGACAGAUUGUUCGCAAGAAGUAGAUGACUCAGCGGAAGGAAACUGCAGUCAUGUUGAGCCACUGCAGGGGUCACAUCCUCCACCAGCCAAAACUGUGUGUAGCAGACAAAGUGUCUCCCCACCUCCACUAACAUCCCAAGAGAUUAAAGCAGAGGGUGACAGAGAGGACAGCAGGAAACAGCAGCCAGCCAACAGCUUACCAUCCUCCACAACAGGUAAUUCAAACUGCAGAGUGACUCAGAGUGAUUCUAGUGCCAGCACAGUGAAGAGUCACAGGACUCAGAGAACAGAGCAGCAGAUGAAAGAGUUACUUCGCUCAAAUGGAAAACAGAGCGCACACAUACUGCAGAUCAAGAAUGUCAGAUCCCUGAAGCCGCCUCUGGCUCGCUCCUCUCAUCCGAGCCAGAGCAUUCAGAGAUGGCACAGCUGUAAAGAGUGUGGGAAGGGCUUCAGCUUCGCCUGCCAGCUUGAGGUCCACAUGCGCUGGCACACCAAGGAAAAGCCUUACAGCUGUGCAGUGUGCCGAAAGAGCUUCACCACGGUCAGCAUGCUGAAGAGGCACCACCGUAUACACACAGGAGAAAAGCCCUUUCGCUGCCAUGUCUGUGGGAAAUGCUUCAACCAAUCAGCACACCUCAACACCCACUUCAGGCUGCACACCAGAGAGAGGGCCGGCUGGAGCCGAGCACCACACUCUAAAUGAACAAAGAUACGGCAAACAGCUAACGUGACAUCUGUAAAAAGCUUUAACUAGCCAGAUUUGAGAUUCAGUGUACAAUAAUAGUGUUUGAGUGUGUCUUAUCUAUUGUGCAAUAAAGUGUGGUACUGUA
Messenger RNA from Centropristis striata (black sea bass), 1174 nucleotides. Its product is annotated as zinc finger protein 112-like. NCBI's taxonomy places the organism in Eukaryota, Metazoa, Chordata, Actinopteri, Perciformes, Serranidae. The record is from RefSeq and is a predicted model, not a curated record. The transcript has 2 exons. Gene Ontology annotation, molecular function: DNA-binding transcription factor activity, RNA polymerase II-specific; RNA polymerase II cis-regulatory region sequence-specific DNA binding. The coding region runs from base 64 to 1047 and encodes 327 amino acids. Gene Ontology annotation, biological process: regulation of transcription by RNA polymerase II.